AUGUUAUUACGAAAACUCCUUCCAGGCACAUCUGCCUUUUCGUCAUCAUUCAACCCCGCAUCAUCACUAAUAUCCGCAACUCUACUCUUCUCAGCAUUUGGCUCACUGCCGGUCCAGGCGGGCGACGUGUUGGAAACUAAUGGCUUCUCAUCUUGUCUUGCGGGCUCCGACAUCACAGUCACUCGAAUGAAUGUGAAAUACGAUCGAUCAACCAACCUUGUGACAUUCGAUUUGGCUGGUUCUUCACUAAGACAGCAAGAGGUGACAGCAAUUUUGACAGUCACAGCUUAUGGGAAGGAGGUCUAUAGAAACGAGUUUGACCCUUGUCAAAAGAAUCUUACCCAGCUAUGUCCUUUGCCCGAGGGAAGCUUUUCUGCCCAGGAUACAAUGACUAUAUCAGAUAGCUACGCGUCUAUGAUUCCAGCAAUCGCUUUUCAGGUUCCUGAUCUUGAUGGUAUGGCAAAGCUGGAGUUGAGGUCUAAUGACGAUGGUGCAUCGCUCGCAUGUCUUCAAUCAGUGGUACAAAAUGGGAAAACAGCGGACCAAACUGGUGUAAAAUAUGUUACUGCAGGUAUCGCAGCAGCGGCUCUUGUUCUCUCUGGUGUUUCAGCUGCUGGGGCUGCAGGAGCAGGAUCUGGUGCAGGUCCAUCACCAAAUUUUGGAGACGUCAUGUUUUGGUUUCAAAACAUUGCUAUGAACGGCAUGAUGUCUGUUAGCUAUCCCCCCGUUUACAGGUCUUUCGCAAACAAUUUCGCAUGGUCUACCGGAGUUAUUCCUUGGGAAUCCAUGCAAAGGUCGAUUGAUACUUUCCGCGCCGACACUGGUGGUAAAUUGGACAAAAUGUCCAUCGACUAUCUAUUGAACGCCACCUUGGUUUACAGCUCAGACAGUAGCACCGAAGCUACAAACAGUACAAACAGUACCACCACCCGCCGUAGUUUGGAAUGGGCAGUCGGAGAAUUACUUCGCCGUAGUGAUAUUGAUGUCGACGGUACAACCAUAAGCGCUGAUGCAACAACUACCACAAAUACUACCGAGACGGCACAAGACAAGGUCAUGCACUAUGUUGAUGGAAUUCAAGCUUAUGUCGAAAAACUACAAAUUCCUUCGGCAAACACUUUCAUGACAGUUUUGCUGAUUUUCUGCAUUGUUAUUGCUUCAAUUGCCGUUUGCAUUCUACUGUUCAAGGUCAUUUUGGAAGUCUGGUCGUUUUUUGCAAGUUUCCCGAAGGCAUUGACCGGGUUCCGCAAGAGAUACUGGGAGUUUUUGGCGAUCACCAUUGUUAGACUUGUUCUUAUUCUCUACGGAACGUGGACUCUGUACUGCAUGUAUCAAUUCAGAAAUGGCGACUCUUGGGGUGCACAUUUACUUGCUGGAGUAACUCUCGCCGUUUUCACUGGUGUUCUCGCUUUCUUUGCGGUCAAGAUCUUCAGGCUUGCACGGGCAGAGAAGGCAGCUGAUGCAGAACGCAUGCAUAACAUGACCUUGAAUGGAUCUGGGGAAAAGCCGUCGUAUGAGAAACUAUUUGAACACAAGGAUUAUAUGCGCCGCUACGGGUUGUUUUACGACCAGUUCAAGUCAAGCUUCUGGUGGGUAUUUUUGCCGUUGAUAAUCUACGCCUUUGCCAAGGGUGCAUUCAUUGCGCUUGGUGACGGUCACGGCCUUAUCCAAACUGCCGGUCAACUAGGAUGCGAGGUGUUCUUGUUGAUUCUGUUGCUCUGGAAUCGUCCUUAUAACACCAAGGCAGGAAAUGUUUUGAACACCAUAAUCGCUGUUGUUCGUGUACUAUCUGUUGCAUGUCUUAUUAUCUUCGUGGAAGAACUAGGGAUCGCUGCAGACACUAAAACCGUUACUGGUGUUGCUUUGAUUGUCAUUCAAUCUGUUCUCACAGCCGCUCUUGCUAUCUGCAUCGCCGUCAACGCAAUCUACGUAACUUGCAAAGAAAACCCCCACAUCAGGAAACGGAAGGAAAUGGAGAAGCAGCGCGAUGCCGAUCUUACUCCUCUCAAUGCUCGCAACUCUCUCCUUGGAGACCCUCUAUACCGUGGUGCCUCUGACGGAAAGGGCAGCACCUUCCCAUUGCAUCAUAUGACACCCGCUCCGCAACACACACUGCAUGGACGAUCUGCAAGUGGCCAGAGCUCUUCUGGCAUGGGAUUAAUGAACGCGGCAGCACCUAUAGCCUUUGGCGAGCCACAUGACCGAGAUCACAUGGUGCAGUACGAUGAACACCGGCAUCAACUACCGCACUCAAGGGGAAACUAUUAA
This is a messenger RNA of Morchella importuna, 2268 nucleotides long. RefSeq lists its product as uncharacterized. The record is from RefSeq and is a predicted model, not a curated record. Gene Ontology annotation, biological process: fungal-type cell wall biogenesis; transmembrane transport. Bases 1 to 2268 code for a protein of 755 amino acids. Lineage: Eukaryota; Fungi; Ascomycota; Pezizomycetes; Pezizales; Morchellaceae. The transcript has 5 exons.